AUGGUAGAGGAGCAGCUGGUGAAUGGCAAUGGCCAAAUAAACAUUGGCAAGGACCCGCCAUUAGGUGAGAUAAGAGGGAUGGUACAGUACUCAUUAGGGGAAAUACUCCUCUGCUGGUAUUUUAGGGGAUCUACAAUGGAAGAACACAAGGAAAAUCAACUAGAUUAUGAGUCCGAGAAAGUGGAAAUCUUAAGAUUGGCCCAAUCAAAGAGGAACAUUAACAGUUUAAACACAGACCUUGAAAAGGAUAUGCAGAGAAUAGAUGAAGCAAAUCAGGAACUUCUACUAAAAAUUCAUGAGAAAGAAGAUGAGAUUCGGAGGCUGGAAGGUGAGAUCACUCAGACCAGAGACUUGGCAGAAGAUGAGGAGUGGGAGAAGGAAAACUGUACCACACUGGAAAGGGAAAGAGCCUUGCAGGAGCUAGAAGAAGAAACAGCAAGACUCGAAAGGAAGAAUGAGGCCCUGGUCCACAAUAUAGAAGAACUUCAAAGAAAGCUUACAAGGAAAUUACCUAAGGCAGCCAAGUAUGAAAAAGUCAAUCUAAAGGGAACACCAGAGGAGUCAAAGCUCAAGAUACAAAAGCUGGAAGCUUCCUGUGCUGAACAAGAGAAGGAGCUGAACAAGGUAAUGGAAGACUUUGCAUUUGUGGCCCAGCUCUGUGAAGAUCAGGCCCUCUGCAUAAAGAAGUACCAAGAAACUUUAAGGAAGAUAGAAGAAGAAUUAGAGAUUCGGUUCCUUGAGAAAGAAGUAUCAAAAGUCUUGAGCAUGAACUCUGAGAGAAAAGAUUUUAAACACCAAAAUAAUAAGGUUAAGUCUCUCCAAAAUAAAGGAAUAUGGGUCUGUAAAAAGAUUUUCCGAUACUUCUUUUUCAUCACCCUGUUUUUCAUCAGACUGCUGGGCUACCUGUUCUUCCAUAUAAGUUUUAUAAAUCCAGAUGUCCUCAUCAACAUACUGCCCAUGAUACUAAGCAGGGGCAUCCUGUGGAAGCUAAGAUGCUUCCUCUUCCCAUCUCUCACGCUCGAGGCAGAGGACAUGUUACCUCACUGA
This is a messenger RNA of Phyllostomus hastatus (greater spear-nosed bat), 1047 nucleotides long. It is a transcript of the gene TMCO5A, whose product is annotated as transmembrane and coiled-coil domains 5A. Bases 1 to 1047 code for a protein of 348 amino acids. NCBI's taxonomy places the organism in Eukaryota, Metazoa, Chordata, Mammalia, Chiroptera, Phyllostomidae. The record is from RefSeq and is a predicted model, not a curated record. The transcript is spliced from 13 exons.